Molecule: messenger RNA, 3006 nt
Organism: Amphibalanus amphitrite
Lineage: Eukaryota; Metazoa; Arthropoda; Thecostraca; Balanomorpha; Balanidae
Product: proline-rich protein 36-like
Exons: 4
Coding region: 178-2715 (845 amino acids)
Cellular component (GO): cytoplasm; plasma membrane
Source: RefSeq, a predicted model, not a curated record
UGGGGUAGCUGGCGGCGGGCCUCCGCCCCCCCGCCGAGCCGGCCGCCCGGGCGCCGGGAGUCAGUGGCGCCGGUGUCAGCGGUGCGGGAGGUGGUGUACCGACAGAGGGACCCGAGUUGUGGUGGUGCAGGGUCGGCGGGCGGUCGCGUGCCAACGGGAGAGCACAAAGGAGCGAGCAUGGAGAUAGCCGUGCGAAAUUUCGUCGGAGAUGUCAGCCGCUUCCUGGACGCCUCGCUCUCUGCUGACGGCUGGGGAAGCAGCUGCGAGGCUCGAUGCCGCUACCAGCUGCAGCAGCUGCGCACACAGCUGCAGCUGCUGGUGGUGCGGUACCCAAUCCUCGGCCCAGCCGGGACGGGAGCCGAUGACGCCACGUACGACGACACAGCGUCGGCCGACCUGGAGUAUGAUGACGCCGGCGGCCAGGGCGAGACGAUCCAGGAGGCCUACUAUGACGACACGGGCGGGGGCGACGGAGGAGACACGUACGAUCUGCCUUCCGAGGCGCAGGAGGAGUAUGAUGAGCUGGGUCCGGCGGCCGUACCUGCGGCUCAGGACUCGGCAGAGCGUGCAGAGGCUUACCUGCCCAUGGGCGGCAAGGCGGCCAGGAUGCUCGGACUUCCCGAAGGUCAGCCGGCCCCGUCCGUGUCGCUCGAGGCCCCGGCUCCGGACCCGGAGGUGGUCUCCAUCCAGUCCCAGACGUCACAGGAGUCGUCUGCUGCCGAGCAGGUGCCGGCCGCCCGAGUGAGCUCCUCCGCUCGCCGCUGGGGCCGUCUCCAGCUGCGACAGGAGGCGAAACUGUGGCUCUCCUCCAACUACAAGGCCUUCUGGGCCGGCCUGACCGAAGGCUGGCUGUAUCUGUACCGGAACGAGACGGACGCGGCGCAGAAGCGCUCCAUCUGUCUCAGUGGAUAUGAGGUGCGCCAGCCGCCGCCAGGGGCGGAAGUUGACGCUAAAAAGCGCCCCUUGUGUUUCGAGUUGGUGAAGCCGGGAGGGAAGACACAUCAGCUGUUGGCGUUGACACCGAAGGAUGCCCGCCAGUGGAUGGCAGCACUGGAACUCGAGGGAGUUCGUGCGGGUAAGAGCGAGCGGGAGCCGGCGGCGGAGCCCGCACAGCGGUUAGCGCCGCCCGCACCCGGACCGGACCCAAUGCUGUCGGCUGCGGCCGUCUCGGCGGCUGCGGCUGCCACCGUGGCUCUGAAGCGACAGCAGCAGUCACACUCGCCUCCUGUCAGCCCGGUGGAGGAGGACCUGUACUACGAGCCAGAGCAGGGGCACGAAGCGGUGGAGGAGGACGAGAUUUAUGAGGAUAUUAGCUGGCCGUCGGCGGGGCGACCGCAAGCGACAGACGCUGCGCUGCCGACUGGCGGUCCCGCGGUAGAGGUCGAGGAGGAUGAAAUAUACGACACGGUCGGGUCACCGUCGGGCAUGCCACCGGAGCCGGACUGGCUGGCCCCGGUGCUGCCGCCGCCACCCCUCCGAUCGACACUGGGCAGGACAAGAGCCCUGCCGGCGCUCCCCAGUGAGACGACGGCAGCACCCCGGUCACCGCCGCCGCCACCUCUGCCGGACCGAGCACCGCUGGCGCCGCCCGGACAGCCGCCGCCGCCGCCCCCGCCCGGACAGCCGCCGCCCCCGCCACCUCAGAGGGACGGACGGGGACGGGCCGGCUCCGUCCCAGCCGUACCGACCCUCCCACCGCAGCUGCCUCCGCCACCGCUGCCACAGAGGGUCCCGGACACUGCGCGCGUGCCAUCCCCAGCAGCAGAUGUCAUAGAAGAGGAGCUGUAUGAUGAGCUGGGGGAUACGUCAGUUCACCCCGCCCUGGCACCGCCGUCCGACCCGUUUUACAAUGUGCUGGAGUCGGAGUACUUGCAACCGCCGUGUCAUCCCAGUCCUCUCCCGGUCAAAACGCCCGAGGAAGCGCCUGAUGAGGGGUACGGCAACUCAUCAGGUGGAUCAGAGAAUGACUGUCAUCCCCCACAGGAGAGCCACUACAAGACACUACCCAAACAGGUGCGGCCCUUCCGACCGCCGGGCACCACGACGCCAGAGACACCUACCGUGGAAAACGGGAACACUCAGCCGCCCCAGCCGCCCUCUACAACCACCGACGGACCGACACGACCCACGAAGCUGCCUCUUGGGUCGCGGCCGCGCGCCGGUACCGCCGGAGCUGUGAGCGGUUCAGGGAGCGUAGCCGACGUCAUCCGGCGGCUGAAUCGACAGUCGACCGGUGACGAUGAGCCCGCACCCUCUGCGGGCCGGCCCGGACCGCGGCCGACGAAUAUACCCGUCAGCGCCGAACUGGCCCGAAAACAGGCGCUGAUUGCCGGCGGCGUGCGAGCGCUGAGUCCCGUCGGUAGGCCGGCAGCGCCGCCGGCCAAGCCCGCCGGGUCGCCAGCCAAACCCGCCGUGCUGGCGCCCAAACCGACCGCGGCUGCCGGCAAGCCGAAGCCGAAGCCGGCGCUGCCGGUACGCCAGGACGCCCGGUCGGCGGGCUACGGGAGGACUGGAGCCGGCGGAGAGUCCCGGCCCGGCCCCGGCCUCGUGCCCAACAAGUCGGGCGUGUACAAAACGCUGCAGCGGAUGUCCGAUUCGGAGAGUCGGCCGGCAGGACGCCCGGCCCAGGGGGCGGACGGGAUCCACGCUGCGCCCUCCAGUCCAGAAGAAGAUGAAGUGUACGCCGAAAUAGACGAUGACAGCUGGCGGACCUGAGACCGAUCAGUCACCGGGUGUCAGCUGUCACGCGCCAGUCAUCAGUCGCCCAGUCGCUGGGCCCUCGCCAGUCACACCGAUCGAGCUUUACCGCGCCGCCGCCAGUGGCGCCACCGCCGCGCCGAACCAAAGACGCCGUGAUCACCGCGAGCUUCGCGAGGCGCCUGGUCGCGCGCCCCGCUGCCUGCCAUGUACUCGUCUUACGCGAGGCGGACUCAAACUCGUCACUGUUCGUCUCCUUCAUAUAUUCAUAUAUUAUAUUUUCAGAAAUAAACACGCUACUGAGUUAAA